ACGGAAUUAAAAUGGCGUCCUCCGCAAACCGGCUCGUCACACGCUGGUUGGACGCGUCGCUUAUUUCCAAACUAUGCCGCGGUCAUCUCCAGUUUGUAUCCGCCAGAUAUGCCUGCCUUUCAGCGACGACCUCAGCCGUACACCUGGGAGGUUUGGCGGCUCACCCGAGCCCGCGGAGCCACAAAAAUGCGGUGACAUUGAGCCGACUGACAGGCUCGCCAUGUCCUCACGUUAUCCCAAGCCGGUGCCUCCUCACCAGCGCCAGACGUGCAAACAAGCAAGACCUUUACGAUGUACUGGGCGUUGCCCGCACGUCCUCGCAAAAGGACAUCAAAAAGGCAUAUUACCAGUUGGCAAAGAAGUACCACCCGGACACAAACCCCAAUGACCCGGAGGCCAAAGAGAAGUUUGCCAAGCUGGCUGAAGCUUACGAGGUUUUGAGCGACGAGGUGAAGAGGAAGCAGUACGACACGUACGGUUCGGCCGGCUUCGACGCUAGUCAGGCCGGCCAGCAGCAGUACUACAGGGCAGGCAGCGCCAACGUCAACCCUGAGGAGCUCUUCAGGAAGAUCUUCGGGGAUUUUGCCGGCGGCUUCCGAGACGUCAACAGCAUGUUUGAGCAACGGCCGGAGUUUGUGAUGGAGCUGACGUUUGCCGAGGCGGCGAAGGGCGUGGACAAGCAGCUGUCCGUCAACCUCGAGGACGCCUGCCCGAGGUGCGACGGCAAGGGCAGCGAGCCGGGCACCAAAGUGUCUCACUGCCAUUACUGCAACGGCACCGGCAUGGAGUCGCUGCACAUCGGUCCCUUUUUCACGCGGAGCUCGUGUCGACGCUGCGGCGGCAAGGGCACCAUUGUAAUCACGCCUUGCGCACUGUGCCGAGGUUCGGGGCAGACCAAGAAGAAGCAGACGGUUUCGGUGCCGGUUCCAGCCGGGGUCGAAGACGGUCAAAAGGUGCUCAUGUCAGUCGGCAAGAAGGAAAUUCUCAUCACGUUUCGGGUCCAGAGGAGCCCCGUGUUCAGGCGCGACGGAAUCGACAUCCACUCGGACGUGCUGAUCUCUGUGGCUCAAGCCGUCCUGGGCGGCACGGCCACAGCGCAAGGCCUCUACGAAACCAUCAGCAUUGUGAUUCCCACCGCUUGUCAAGCCGAUCAGGUGAUCCGGCUGCAGGGGAAAGGCAUCCGCAAGAUGAACAGCUACACUUACGGCGAUCACUACGCGCACAUCAAGAUCAGAGUGCCCAAGAAGUUGACGCGGAGGCAGCGUUCUCUUCUACUCAGUUACGCCGAGGAGGAAAUUGAUGUUCCCGGGACCGUUAAUGGUGUCGUUCCAUCUCCAGGGGGAACCAGAGCAUCAGGUUCUGGGAUGAAGUCCAGCAGCUCAGCACAGGCAGAGGACAAACAGACCAAGGCGAAGGAGGAAGAGGAGGAGGGAGGCUUCUUUUCUAAACUCAAAAAAAUGUUUAGCUGAAAUUAAGAACACAAGGUUGGCAGUUUUCAGUACUGCUCGUCCUCACUAGGGGGAGUGUGAGAAGAUGGAAGGUUGAUGGAGAAAAGUGGCAAUGGCUCAGCAAAAGUGGCAAAGGACUACAGUGAUCAGUGUAAAAAGUUGUCUUUAUUAAAGUUGUGGAUAAUAUUGUAGAAGUUAUAUUGAAAUAAAUAGCACACAACCAU
Messenger RNA from Syngnathus typhle (broad-nosed pipefish), 1672 nucleotides. RefSeq names its product dnaJ homolog subfamily A member 3, mitochondrial-like. Gene Ontology annotation, cellular component: mitochondrion. The coding region runs from base 12 to 1469 and encodes 485 amino acids. Gene Ontology annotation, molecular function: heat shock protein binding; protein kinase binding; ATP binding. The transcript has 11 exons. NCBI's taxonomy places the organism in Eukaryota, Metazoa, Chordata, Actinopteri, Syngnathiformes, Syngnathidae. Gene Ontology annotation, biological process: protein folding; response to heat; mitochondrion organization. The record is from RefSeq and is a predicted model, not a curated record.